AUGGAUUGUAUUUACGCGCGAACUGUGGACUGUAUUUUCGCUCCUACUACAAAUAAUGCAUCAACAUCGCUAUCAACAUUAACUCCACCAAUAACUCCAAUAAAACCUAUAGCACCUGCACUAUUUAGUCCUAUAUCUUCUGUAUCCUCUACAGCUGUUCAAGAUGUAAAUUCUUCAGAUAGAUCACCUUCAAAUGCUAGUACUCCUCCUAAUGUGGUUAGUGAAGAAAAGAAGAAAUCAGCAGGAGGACGUAAGCGAAAAGCAGAAAGUUUAGAAGAGAAAGAACAACGACAACGAGAAAGAAUAUUACGAAAUCGUCAUGCAGCUCAAAUGUCUCGUGAUAAAAAACGAAGGCAGAUGGCAGAUUUAGAAUCUCAAAAUAAUAUUUUAAAAGAAGAAAAUGUUCAUCUCUCUAAACGAGUAAAAGCUGUUGAAGAGGAAAAUACAAUUUUAUCAGCUAAGCUUGAUGACCUCUCAGCACGGCUUUCUGAAAUUCAAUCACAACUUGCUUUUUCAUCCGUAACCGAGAUGACUAAAGUCCUACUUGAUGGUGUUCGCGGAUCAGCAGUAUCCGCGACCUCGGAAAAUGAUUCUCUUAUGAUGACCGAUUUAAAGGAAGAUAGAAACACCCGAGAAGUCCCAGCAGCGGCCCAUCAAGACGAGGAACCUUUACGGGACGUCGUUAAUCCUUACCUUUCCGAUAUGGAUGUGUCCACCACAAAUGCUGAAACAACUAUUACUGACCUUCUCGAUAAGAAACGUUGGUUGAGAUCCGUAAAGGCUGUAUGUGGAUGCGGUACUUCAGAUUUGAAGAACGGUCCACGUGAUUGGCGAAAGUACCCACCGUAG
This is a messenger RNA of Diversispora eburnea, 849 nucleotides long. The record is from the annotation of a GenBank genome assembly. NCBI's taxonomy places the organism in Eukaryota, Fungi, Glomeromycota, Glomeromycetes, Diversisporales, Diversisporaceae.